Temnothorax curvispinosus is the source of this 1082-nucleotide messenger RNA. RefSeq names its product GATOR complex protein NPRL3-like. The coding region runs from base 126 to 887 and encodes 253 amino acids. Gene Ontology annotation, cellular component: GATOR1 complex. The transcript has 4 exons. Lineage: Eukaryota; Metazoa; Arthropoda; Insecta; Hymenoptera; Formicidae. The record is from RefSeq and is a predicted model, not a curated record. Gene Ontology annotation, biological process: TORC1 signaling; cellular response to amino acid starvation; negative regulation of TORC1 signaling.
AUGCGUGUGUGUGCUCCCCGCUUUUAUCUGGGAACUAUCCUUCUAUACUCGUCUAUUUAUUCUUUGAUUAUACAUACAUCACUUAACCUAGUGCAUUGUUUAUAUUUUAUUGUCGGUUGAAUAAUAUGGGUAUCCAUCCAUUAAGCAUAAUUUUAGUAAAAAGCGACAGUAAAGGUGACAGAUUGUUAUUUCGAUAUCCACAUAUGACUAACCAUGUAAGAGAUUCUAAUCAGUGUACGAAACGAAAGAAUCCUUAUUCGUUGACCAAUACGGAAGAUUUAUUACAGUCUUUGCCGUUUCCGACGUCAAACAUAAGUAAUGGAAAUUUAACUGGUUUAACGGAUGAAGUUCUCUCCACUUUAUUCGCUGUAAAGCCAGAAUUAUGUGAACAGAAAUUUGAAUUAAAAGUAAAUGAUGUUCGCUUUGUUGGACAUCCAACUUUGGUUCCAUCUCGUGGCUUGAAGGAAGUAAACUCCUCUAUGCUUUUCAAUAUAGUUUUUGCACUACAAGCACAAGCGAGUCAUUCGAUAGUAAAGUGUUACUAUGAUCUAAGCAAAAGAUUGGGCAUAGCAUUGAGACACGAAGAAAAAAGAUGUGGUUUUUUAACCGACGAAAUAAAGAUAAUGGUAUCGACACACGAUGAGAUUGCUGGAAGAUCUGAAGGUGAAAGUGACUGCGAUGAAUCACCAUAUGAGUUAAUCCUUCAAAGAAGCUCGUUGGCACGUGGUUUAAAGUCCGUGUUUAGCAAUCUCAGCUCUUCUGGCAUUGUCAAUAUUAUGAUUAACAAGUGGAUCCAAGUACGCUUCUGUCUUCCGCAAAAAGUUCAUCAAUCACAUAAAAAAGGACUACUUAUAGAUCCCGAGAUUAUAGACAGGUUUGUUAAAUAACAUUGUUAUAUCUCAAAUACGAGAUAUAUAAAGUACAUCUGUGCGAAUAAAGAAAUUUUAUUAUAGUAGUUAACUCUACACAGAAAAUUUUAUCUUUACAUCUUUACAAGAAAUGGUACAUUUAACCGAUUUUUUGUAUGCGAAACUUUUCAAUUAUUAUAUUUAAAAUUACGAGUAUAUAUUAGGUUGGCCAAU